GGAUUUCUCUCUCAUCUCUGUUAGCUUGGUUGUACUUCACUCCAAACCUUAUCUAUUUACACCUCACAGGUCACGGUUUCAAAUAAAUGUUUCUUUUAUGUUCCUUGUUGCAAAUUUAGCCAAAAAAUAUUCUGUUUUUGCCUUCUUAACCAUAUCUCUGGGUUUUCCGAGCCUUAAAAACAAGAACAAAACCCAAUCUUUUUUUUUCUUUUUUGGUUUUUGAUCUUCAUAUCAUGGGAAGUAAAUGGAGGAAAGCAAAGUUGGCUCUUGGCAUGAACAUGUGUUUAUAUGUACCUCAUCAAAAGCUUGAAGAUUCAUUACCAUCAUCAUCAUCAUCAUCAUCUGCGUCUUCAACAUCCAUUGCUAAUGUUGCUUCAAGGUUUUCUACAGAUGCCGUUCCUCUAUCUCCAGUUUCUCCUUCAGGCAACGAUUGCCGCCCUACAACUCCCACCCCUUCCUCUUCUGGUUUCCGGGUUUCUAAAUCCAGCCCAAAAUCUUCCAAGAGAACCUGUUCGAUAUGCUUGACAGCCAUGAAACCAGGCCAAGGUCAUGCAAUUUUCACUGCAGAAUGCUCCCAUUCUUUCCACUUCCACUGUAUAACUUCGAAUGUAAAACAUGGGAAUCAGAUUUGUCCGGUUUGCAGAGGAAAAUGGAAGGAAAUCCCCUUUCAGAGUCCUGCUUCAGAUCUUCCCAAUGGAAGGUCAAGAAUCAACCCAGCAGACUGGCCCCGGGAUGAUGCGUGGACGACUGUGGUACGGCGGCUACCUUCCCCUCGGUUGGAUCCAACUAGGCAGAUUUCUUCACUCUUUCAUACUUCUGAGCCAGGUACUUUUGAUGAUGACGAAGUACUAGAUCUGCAGCAUGAGACAACUGAAGAAAAUGUCUUUGCCAAUGAUGCUACUAAGAACAACUCUAUUGGAGCAAUAGAAGUUAAAACAUAUCCUGAAGUUUCUGCCAUUCCAAGAGCAACCUGUCAUAAUAAUUUUGCCAUAUUAAUCCAUCUGAAGGCUCCCCAUCCAAGUGGGGGAAGAAGUGAAACUAUGUUUUCCCCUACAACUCAAAAUUCUCGGGCACCAGUUGACCUUGUCACAGUUCUUGAUGUUAGUGGAAGCAUGGCUGGUACCAAGAUUGCGUUACUAAAACGAGCUAUGGGGUUUGUUAUACAGCAUCUUGGGCCCUCUGACCGGCUGUCUGUUAUUGCAUUCUCCUCCACAGCCCGUCGCCUCUUUCCUCUUCGCCGGAUGACUGAAACAGGCCGACAGGAAGCAUUGCAGGCUGUUAACUCUCUUACUUCAAAUGGUGGGACAAAUAUUGCUGAAGGGCUUAGGAAAGCUGCCAAGGUAAUAGGAGAUCGAAAGUGGAAGAACCCAGUUGGAAGCAUUAUUUUGUUAUCGGAUGGGCAGGAUACCUAUACUGUUACAAGUCCUAGCGGAGCUCAUUCCCGAACAGAUUACAGAUCACUUCUCCCUGAAGGUCCCUGUAUCCCUGUGCAUGCCUUUGGGUUUGGUGCUGAUCAUGAUGCUUCUUCAAUGCAUUCGAUUUCUGAUAUAUCUGGGGGUACAUUUUCUUUUAUUGAAGCUGAAGGUGUGAUCCAAGAUGCUUUUGCACAAUGCAUUGGAGGGCUUCUAAGUGUGGUAGUGCAGGAGGCGUGUCUUAAAUUCCAGUGCGCUCACCCAAAUUUGGUAAUUAAUUCGAUAAAGGCAGGGAGUUAUCGAACUAGCAUGGCAGCUGAUGCCAAAACAGGUUCUAUUGAUGCAGGAGACUUGUAUGCUGAAGAAGAAAGAGAUUUUUUGGUGACGGUCAAUGUUCCAGUUGACGAAUCCUGUGAUGAGAUGUCAUUGCUGGAAGUUCAAUGUAUUUACAGAGACCCCAUAUCAAAAGAAAUAGUGUCCUUGGACGAAGCCAAUGAAGUAAAGAUCCAGAGGCCCACAAUAAUUGGACAAACAGUAGUGUCAAUGGAAGUAGACAGGCAACGAAACAGGCUCCGCGCUGCUGAGGCUAUGGCUGAGGCUAGAUCUGCUGCUGAACAUGGUGAUCUAACUGCUGCUGUCUCACUACUAGAGAGUUGCCGCAGGGCUUUAUCCGAAACCAUUUCUGCACAAGCUGGUGACAGGUUAUGCAUUGCACUAUGUGCUGAACUAAAGGAGAUGCAAGAAAGGAUGGCAAACCGUCGAGUUUACGAGUCAUCUGGUAGGGCUUAUGUGUUGUCGGGUUUGAGCUCGCAUUCCUGGCAAAGAGCAACUGCACGUGGUGAUUCCACCAAUAGUACAAGCCUUGUUCAAGCAUAUCAGACCCCUACAAUGACAGACAUGGUGACGCGUUCUCAGACCAUGUUCUUUGGCAACCCUCCACAACGAAAGCUUCGACAAACUCAGUCAUUUCCAGCCCAUCCAGAGGCAAGGUAAAUCAUCAGCAAAAUGUUCAAAAACCAUCCCUCGACCCUACAUUCAAUAUCUUUUUGCUUUUGUGAACUUUUUUGUUUUUCAUUUUUAUGGCAUGGGGUAGUAAGGUAAAAAAGGGGAGUAAGAGAUAGUGGUGGGUAUAUGUUGUUGUUCUGAGAUGUAAAUUAAUAAAAACUGGAGGUAAUUGAAAUGUCUGAUCAAAGAGGAGAGAAAGGAGUUAGGUGUUUACAUAUGUUGAUAAUGGGGGCAUUGUUAAAGAAGGUAUAGGCAUGUAAUUGUGGAAAACUUGGGGUGAAUUCUUCACUUAAAUAUAUGAUAAUGGAAUGGUAUAAUCCUGCUUUUGAUUCUUUUUUCA
Molecule: messenger RNA, 2757 nt
Organism: Gossypium raimondii (Peruvian cotton)
Lineage: Eukaryota; Viridiplantae; Streptophyta; Magnoliopsida; Malvales; Malvaceae
Product: E3 ubiquitin-protein ligase WAV3-like
Exons: 2
Coding region: 234-2405 (723 amino acids)
Source: RefSeq, a predicted model, not a curated record